This is a messenger RNA of Oncorhynchus masou masou (cherry salmon), 2008 nucleotides long. Its product is annotated as N-acetylaspartate synthetase-like. The transcript has 3 exons. Gene Ontology annotation, cellular component: mitochondrial membrane. The record is from RefSeq and is a predicted model, not a curated record. The coding region runs from base 108 to 884 and encodes 258 amino acids. Lineage: Eukaryota; Metazoa; Chordata; Actinopteri; Salmoniformes; Salmonidae. Gene Ontology annotation, molecular function: L-aspartate N-acetyltransferase activity.
CGUUAAACCUCAUAGACGAAGAAAAAGGUGUGAUAGUAUUUAACGACUUAUGGGAGUCAGUUCUCUUUUCCCAGGGAGACGUCAACAAAGUUUCUGAGUGAGAUAACAUGGAAGACAACAACAACCAAGUGACAAGAAAGUGCCAUCAGAAAGGGAAUAAUGGCUUUAGAACGGACCGUGUGGUUGUGCGUAAAUUCGAAAGCGCUGACUAUCCGGACGUCGAGCGCAUAUUCAUUGACGGGCUGAUGGAGAUGGUUCCGGAUACCGCGUUGAGAGGGUUAAAACACCACCCUGAGAGCCUGCUCCUGUACGCCGCUAUGACAAUUGUUUGUUUUAUUGCGACCAAGUCGUUCUUGCUGACUUGUUUGGUGCCUCUCGCUGUCCUGUGCGCGCGCUGCUACUACAGCAGGAGAGUUGCCCUUGGUUACCUGGAGCGCGCCAAACUCACGGAUAUGGGCGACAUCGAGGGACAUUACAUGAAAACUCCAGACUCCUGUCUGUGGGUUGCAGUGCUGGAGGGCAGUGUGGUGGGUGUAGUGGCGGCCUGUGCCCUGCGGGGGGAAUCUGGCACUGUGGAGCUGCAUCGCAUGUCGGUGGACCGACGCUGUCGGCAACGUGGGGUUGGCGUUGCCCUCGGGCGGAAGGUUCUACAAUAUGCAGCGGACCGUGGCUACCUCUCUGUCGUCUUGGGAACCACGGCCUACUCGCCGGCUGCUCACCAGCUAUACCAGACUCUGGGGUUCCGAUGCGUCGGCGUCACCAAGGGAUACGCCACGCCUGGCGUGAGCCGGUCGGUACCGGAGCAGCUCUUCUACCGGGUCAGUCAUCACCACUACCGGAAGGACAUGACCGUUCACAAUACUAACACUCACAGCCAGCAGUGAACACGGAACAGGGAUGGAGCACGGCGCGGAACAGGGAUGGAGCACGGCGCGGAACAGGGAUGGAGCACGGCGCGGAACAGGGAUGGAGCACGGCGCGGAACAGGGAUGGAGCACGGCGCGGAACAGGGAUGGAGCACGGCGCGGAACAGGGAUGGAGCACGGCGCGGAACAGGGAUGGAGCACGGCGCGGAACAGGGAUGGAGCACAGCACACGAGUGCACAUGCCGGCAAACACACACAUGAAUGCACACCACACACACCACACAUACCACACACACCACUCUAACCCAACCCCCUGAGACCCUGAACUCAGAGCACCGUGUUUCCCCAUUUAGGGAAUGGAAGAAAAUCACCAGAACGUAAUGUAUGUAAUCGCUAGGUUAAAGGUAAAGAGUUGUUCGCACACGUACCUGUUUCCCCUUGUGAUUUGAAGAGGGUUCUGUUCAUUUCCUGUUCUGAGAAUUGGUGGGGAAAUUGGGUGCGUUCGAGCGCAUGGUUUAUUCAGGGCAAAGCGCUAGUAGCUUAUUCCGGGGGACAUGUUUAUAUCCCAGGUUAUUGAUGCUUAAAGCAUAGCAGCGUCUCCAAUUGAAAUGUGUGCCUGUAUUAUUACAUAUGUUUAUCUGAACAUGUCUGUAGGGUAUAUCAUGUGCUUUGAAUGUUAAUUGAGCAGAUGUAGAAGGCUUGGGUAUUGCUAUAAGAAGCCUGUACUCUUUGUUUGAGGAACAGGACAGGGAAUAGGUCGGCAUGCAGCUCAGGUUUGUUUGAAAUGCUCUAUUUGACAUUCUUGUAAAUACUUGCACAUUUUGCCGGCUAUUAUCUUCACUUGCAAAUCAAAAUACUCACACUGGACAAGAGAAACCAUCGACUUUGUCAGUCUCCUCACUGUUAAAAUCCUACGGUCACGUCAAGUGGUAUUCAAACUUUUUCAGUUUUGAAUUUUCCCGACAGAAUUUUCUGGGGACCCUGUUUUUUUUUUCGCAAUAAUUUCUCGCGACCACACCCAAAAUCUAAUGAUACAACCUUCAAAUCUGUACAUUUCAAUUUUUACAUCAACAAAUAACCUUCAAUUCAUUACAUUUUCAAAAUCAAAAUAAACCAAUAAAUAUAUUUACUCAAAAACUUUU